Messenger RNA from Bursaphelenchus xylophilus (pine wood nematode), 1111 nucleotides. NCBI's taxonomy places the organism in Eukaryota, Metazoa, Nematoda, Chromadorea, Rhabditida, Aphelenchoididae. The record is from the annotation of a GenBank genome assembly.
AUGCUUCAAAACUGCACGUUGGAUUACGAGAAUCUCCAAUCAAUCGCGGAAUAUUCGAACCUUGAGCAAUUUGCCGAAUAUUUUUAUUAUUCUUACCAGCUCUUCGGAAUUUUUAAUUUCUUUGUGAACGUUUAUUUUAUCAUAAGAGUCGCUGCCACCACAGCAAUCCAUGUCAACUUCAGAAUCAAUGUGGUAAGUAUAUUUUUGCGCUUUCUGCUUACUUAAAAAUAUGAAAAUUUCAGUGUAGCACCGCUUUAUCUUACGAAUUAAUGCACUUUACCAUGCCAAUUGGUCGGAUGUAUUACCAAGCCACCAAAGAUGUGAAGGAUCGCUUCUUUGUUAAUGUAAAAUGCUCAAUGAUUGCGUGGAUUAGUAAUUGUGCAGCAAUUUCCUGUGCAGUCAGCAUGUUUAUGUUGGCUUUGGAGCGACAGAUUGCCUACGUUUGGGUCAAUGUGUACGAGCACAAACCAAAAACAUUGGGAUGUAUGCUGGUUACCGUUGUGGUAGGUGAGAACCGUGUCCUCGAGGCCGUAUCUUUUUGAAAAUGAUUGUAUAAAUUGAUAUGUGGCCUACUUAUAAAAUGUAGCCAACUUAUGGUUAGAAUUGUGCUAACUUCGAGGUCGAAGCCCCAUAAAAACCCCUUGCUUUCCAGAUAAUUCAAAGCCUGUUGGUUGGAACAAUCUGUUGGUACGUUUUCUCGAUCAACUUCGAUAAUUUUGACUUCGAAAACUCAUGUACUGGUUGUGUAACAACCGACUUGCAUUGGGAAUGGGAAUUUCUCGGAUAUGCAUUUGCUGCCGUUACUUGUAUUUGUGGAGCCAUCGUAAGUCAAAAUGACUCUAAAAAAUCUACACAUUUUGCUAUUUAGUGGCUCUUCUUCCUCAAGCGCCGAACCAGUCGGAAUCACCUGAACCGACUGACUCUAGAGAGCCUUAGUGCUCGAUAUCAAGCCACAGAGAACUCGUUGACAACCUCCUCCAUAUCAAUGUCCAUGUUUCUCUACACAAUUCAAGCCCUGAUUGGAGCUGCAUUGGGCGGCUAUCGUGGAAGUAUUGUAAAGAAAUAUGGAGAAAAUACAAUCAUAUCAAAAUUUUUGGCGCAAGUAGGUUAA